Anneissia japonica is the source of this 394-nucleotide messenger RNA. RefSeq names its product centrosomal protein of 131 kDa-like. Lineage: Eukaryota; Metazoa; Echinodermata; Crinoidea; Comatulida; Comatulidae. Gene Ontology annotation, cellular component: centriolar satellite. The record is from RefSeq and is a predicted model, not a curated record. Gene Ontology annotation, biological process: intraciliary transport involved in cilium assembly; cilium assembly; regulation of centrosome duplication. The transcript has 3 exons. The coding region runs from base 20 to 382 and encodes 120 amino acids.
UGCGUUUAGAGGAUUCAGGAUGAAUUUCCGUCUCCAACAGGAAUGUGACAUACUGUCUAAGGAGAGGAAAAAUGUACAAGAAGUUAUCCGACAAGAGUUUGCAGAUCGUCUGGUUGCCACUGAAGAGGAGAACAGACGUCUGAAGAAUGAGAUGUCGGAAAUGAGAGCAAGGCACAAACUAGAAAUAGAGAGAAUCGAGAAGAGUAAGGAGGAGGAGUUGGAGGAAGUUCAUAAACGGGUCAAACAAGCCAUUGUCAAGAAAGAGGACACAGUGAAUCAACUACGUCAACAGUACGAUGCGGCAACGAAACGAGCUGACCACUUGGAAUCGCUUUUGGAACAGCAGCGAAAACAACUUCUCAGUCUGUCCAAGAAAAAGUGAAGCAAAAUCUGA